This is a messenger RNA of Mobula hypostoma (lesser devil ray), 2278 nucleotides long. RefSeq names its product proline-rich transmembrane protein 1-like. NCBI's taxonomy places the organism in Eukaryota, Metazoa, Chordata, Chondrichthyes, Myliobatiformes, Myliobatidae. The record is from RefSeq and is a predicted model, not a curated record. Gene Ontology annotation, cellular component: membrane. Bases 160 to 825 code for a protein of 221 amino acids. The transcript is spliced from 4 exons.
UGCGACCAUGUACAGUUUUUACUAUUAGACGAUAUAGGCAGGCAGAGGGAUUACUGCAAUUUAUUUUAUCUGUUUAUCAAUCUUGCCCUCCUUUAAUCUCAACAAACGUGAGGCUUCUUCUGUAUUUUUUUUUGAAAAUCCCAUUUUAACACAGCGACCAUGUCAACUGAAAAAACAGGUCCUUCAGAUGCUCCAGUACCAACAUCUUCGCCUCCCCCCUACAGCCAGGUGAUCGAACCACGACUCCAUGCCCUGUCCACGACUUACUCCGUGCAGACACAGAUACCCGCUCCUCCUGUUGACGUGCGGGGAUACAUGCAGGAGACAGCAUUCCACAACGGAUCCCCAGGGUUCACCACCCUGCUGCCAUAUGGAGCCGUGGGCGCCUCCUCCUACAUUGCAGCACCACCCCCUGGUUAUGCCAUCCAGCUGCAGCCCUACACAACCCUUAUUCCUGUCUAUCCCCUCGGGAAUCCUCGUCAGCCAUGUCUGCCUGGAUACCUGGGCAUUGCUCCAAAUGGCACACAGUCCCAGAUCAGAAUCAUGAACCCCCCGAGAUCGCCGCAUGACUACCUCCCCAUUGCCGUGCUGACCACCAUCUGCUGCUUUUGGCCAACGGGGAUCUUCGCCAUUAUCAAAGCGCUGGAGACUCGGACAGCGGUGUCACAGGGAGACCGCCUCUCAGCACAGAUCUCCUCCCGCCAGGCUCGUAACUACUCAUUCAUCAGCCUGGCCGUGGGCAUCUCCACCAUGGUCCUCUGUGCCAUCUUGGCCAUCGUCGUGGCGAUUGAGGGCAAGCGCCGCGACACUGAAUGGGACCCCUAGCCCCCGCAGGGAGCGGGUCUGGCAGAUGUGGCUCAGUCAAACUCCAGGAAUUACAGAGCUCUCUGUCAGACAGGGGUAACAAGAUUUAAACUGGCACGUUCAAGAAUAAUUAUCCUCUUCCAUUUUCUUUGAAUGCAUUUAUUGUUACAAACACUGGAGAUCCAUGUUAUUCCGAUGGAGACGUGAAUUGCCACGGCAUUAUAGGCUACAUGAGAAAGAUUCUCAAGGUAUGUCCUGUCAAAGAUGGCGAUCUGAAGGCCUUAACAAAGAAGACUGAUCUUGGAACCAUUGGACACCUGAUUCUCUCCGCACUCCAGACAAACUCUCCCCAGAUGGAGAUUCAGAUUCAGAUUCACUUGUUUAUCACAUAUACAUUGAGGCAUAUAGUGAGAUGUAUUACUUGUGUUAACAGCCUACACAGCCUAACAACCUGCCCCAGGCCUCUGCUCCAUCCUCGGUCCAGCAAAGUGAACCUGUGAUGACAGACGUCCGUGGAUAUCGGACUGUGCAGGUCAGAGGGUUUGGGGAUUGUAUAUCCGUGCCAGCAGGAAGCACGAGGGCUGUGAGUUGGCACAACCGGAGUUCGAGGCCUGGACUUCCAGGUCCCAUCAUUCCCGUCAUUAGUUAGUCCAGGAGUCACAGAGCAAAGUCUGAGGGUCAUCGGAAUUCCAGUCGAAGCCUGAUGGCUGAAUCCUGGAGUUGGGGGACUGUGCAUGUGUGUGUGUGUGUGUGUGUGUGUGUGUGUGUGUGUGUGUGUGUGUGUGUGUGUAUGUGUCUCCCUGUGCAUGUGUGUGUGUCUCUCUCUCUCUCUCUCUGUGCGUGUGUGUGUGUCUGUGUGUGAGAGUGAGAGAGAGAGCGUGUGUUUGAGAGAGUGUGUGUGUGUGUGUGUGUGAGACAGAGAGAAAGAGUGUGUGAGAGAAAGAGAGAGUGUGUGUGUAAGAGACAGAGUGUGAGAGUGUGUUUGAGACAGUGAAUGAGAGUGUGUGUGUGAGAGUGUGUGUGUGUGAGAGAGAGUCUGUGUGCGUGUGUGAGUGCGAAUGGGAGAGUGAGUGUGUGUGAGUGUGAUUUUGUGCGUGUGAGAGAGAUAGUGUGUGAGUGUGAUUUUGUGUGUAUGUCUGUGUGCGUGUGUGUUUGAGUUUGUGUGGGUGUGUGUGGGAGUGAGGAAAGGGGCUUGCUUUUAUUGCUUUUGUCUUGUUGCUUGUUGUACUCUGUGUUGUUCUGCCAUGCAUUAUCCAGAUGUCUCCAGAUGUCAAAUCCUUAAAGAGUGAAAAAUAAAUAGCUGUUUCUAAAAUGCAAAUAGUUGAUUCAGUGCUAAACCGUCUAUCAAACAUAACAGGCAGAAAUUUGCAGCAGUAAGACCAGGAGAGUGGGAGGGGAGGUAGGUGGGGAAGGGCAGAUGAAGUAAGGAGCUGGGCAGUGAUAGGUGGCAAAGAGCUGGAGAGGAAGGAAUCUG